Molecule: messenger RNA, 858 nt
Organism: Trichophyton rubrum CBS 118892
Lineage: Eukaryota; Fungi; Ascomycota; Eurotiomycetes; Onygenales; Arthrodermataceae
Exons: 2
Coding region: 1-858 (285 amino acids)
Biological process (GO): C-terminal protein methylation
Cellular component (GO): endoplasmic reticulum; membrane
Molecular function (GO): protein C-terminal S-isoprenylcysteine carboxyl O-methyltransferase activity
Source: RefSeq, a predicted model, not a curated record
AUGUCGGAGCCUGCUGGAACCUCGCCCAUGGAGGGGCGAUACAAACAGCGCACACAAACACCAUAUCUGGAAUCCGACUAUUCCUACGACUCGGAGGAUAGCACAGAUAUGAAUGGUGCUAGACGGAAAGUUGACCACUCCAACCUCCCUGGAGGCAACCGAUCAUUGGCCGGUAUCUCUAUCAGGUCAUUUCUCCUUGGCCAAGCUGCUGGGCUUUGCUCACUGCUCACCUUAACACUGGCCUACCAUUCGCACCCUCUAUGGAGAGCCCCCUUCUUCGUUACAUGUUUAGCUGUUUUCCACUUCCUUGAGUUUUACAUUACGGCAGCUUAUAGCACUUCGUUUGCUACGGUAUCUGCCUUCCUUUUGAGCUCAAAUGGUGCCGCGUACAACAUUGCUCAUAGCUCUGCAAUGGCCGAAUGUCUCCUGAGUCAUCUUUUAUUUCCCGAGGGCUAUCUCAAAUGGACCUCUAUGCUUUUUGGUGGGGCCAGAGUUCAGGUCUUUGUUGGCUUGAUGAUGGUGCUUGUUGGGCAGAUCAUCCGCAGCUUCGCCAUGGUCCAGGCAGGCUCAAACUUCACCCAUACCGUUCAGACACAGCGAAGAGACGAGCAUGUACUUGUUAAGUCCGGUUUGUACAGCAUUCUAAGGCAUCCUAGCUAUUUCGGAUUCUUCUGGUGGGGACUAGGAACCCAAUUAGUCCUCGGGAACUUCGUUUGUUUCAUCGGAUAUGCCCUCGUCCUUUGGAAAUUCUUCUCAUCUCGGAUACACCGCGAGGAAAAGCUUCUAAUUGGAUUUUUUGGCAACGAGUAUGUAGAGUACAAGAGCAAGUCCUGGGUAGGAAUUCCAUUCAUUGGUUAA